AUGGUCCUGAGCCAUAAGCCGGCAAUGCAGCCGGACCCUCAGGCUACAUCCAGGAAGAGUAAAUGCCUCCUGGUUCCACUGGUCCUGGCGGAGCAGAAGAUGGUGAUGGAGAGGAAGGUCUGGGGAACGGUCAAGUGGUUCAACGUCAGAAACGGCUACGGUUUCAUCACCAGGAGCGACAGCAAGGCAGACAUCUUUGUGCAUCAGUCGGCCAUCGCCAAGAACAACCCCACCAAGUACCACCGCAGCAUAGGCGAUGGGGAGAUGGUGGAGUUUGACGUGGUCCUAGGGGAGAAAGGCCUGGAAGCUGCCAACGUCACCGGUCCUGGGGGCAUUCCCGUGCAAGGCAGCGUAUAUGCUGCCGACCGCCAUAAGUGCUCUUGGGGCCCCAGGAGACGCUUGCCUCAAAAGAGUUUGCACACGGGCGAGGGCAUGCCAAAGCUCAAGGGAUCAGAGAGUGCACCAGAAGACGGGAAUCUGCCCGGCAGUGGUCCGUCUUAUUCGAGGCACAGAUCCUAUGGGGAUGAGCCGCAGUGUUCCAGCUCUGCUGGGAGAACAGAAGUGGUCUUCGCUGAAGGUCCGGGUGCGCAGGCAGAGCACAGCAAAGCUUUGAAACAGAGCAUAUUCCAGGAUUUCAGGCAGCUUCUGAGCUUGGGGCAGCAUCGUAUGAAACAGCCGAGAGAGGAGGGAGGGGAAACGUGUAAUGGAAGCCCCCGGGCAAAGGAGACCGAAGAGUCAGCGAUAAGCCAACGUCGCUACCGUCCUAACUUCAGUUACCUACGCAGACGCCCACAGAACGCUAAAACGCAAGAGGGUAAAGAGACCCAGGAGACCUCUGGACCAACAGCUGAAAACCAAGUGCCUCCUGAGACCAAAAAGAUGGGGGGUGUAAAUAUCAGCAUAGGGUUGCUGCCAUCCGCCACCGACCUAUCUCCACUCAGCCACCAAACAAGGAGUAAGAGAAUAUGA
Messenger RNA from Pelodiscus sinensis (Chinese soft-shelled turtle), 969 nucleotides. NCBI's taxonomy places the organism in Eukaryota, Metazoa, Chordata, Testudines, Trionychidae. The record is from RefSeq and is a predicted model, not a curated record.